UUACUUUCUUACCUUGAACAGUGCUCCCUUCUGUUUUACUGCACCCACUACGCUUCCCAUGAUCACAUCUCUCUCUCUCUGCAUUCUUUGUGUUUCUGUCCCCUCAUGCUCUCACUCAUUGAAGAAAAGAAGGGCUGUGCUGAUUAACAUGUAAAAAGACUCGGAAGGCAGUGUGGGUGGGCUCUCUCUUUCACUCUCAAAUGCAGAGCUUCUAUUUCCUUGUCUUACCGUUUUUUGUCCUUUGAGUGGCGACUGAGAACAAGAACAAUGGGAAGAAAUUGGGUCAUUGUACUUCUCCUUUUUGUGAUGUUAUUAGGUCUGUGUUCAUCAGCUUCAGCCACACCUCCUGCAAAAAUUAUUAGUGGAGUGGUCUCAAAUGUGGUCUCUGCUCUUUUUAAGUGGUUGUGGUCACUAAAAUCUACCACCAAAACAGCAAUUUCAAGCCAUUCAAUGAUGAAAUUUGAGGGUGGGUACACUGUUGAGACGGUGUUCGAUGGAAGCAAGCUUGGAAUGGAACCAUUCUCUGUGGAGGUAUCCCCAAGUGGGGAGCUUCUAGUUUUGGAUUCUGAAAAUAGCAACAUUUACAAGAUUUCAACGCCGUUGUCUCGUUAUAGCAGACCCAAGCUGGUUGCUGGAUCACCAGAAGGGUACUCUGGGCAUGUGGAUGGGAAGCCAAGAGAAGCAAGGAUGAACCACCCAAAAGGGCUCACUGUAGAUGACAGAGGAAAUAUAUAUGUUGCGGACACCAUGAACAUGGCAAUCAGAAAAAUUAGUGAUGCAGGGGUUGUAACCAUAGCAGGAGGGAAGUGGAGCAGAGGAGGAGGUCAUAUUGAUGGUCCAAGUGAAGAUGCAAAGUUUUCAAAUGAUUUUGAUGUGGUUUAUAUUGGAAGCAGUUGCUCUCUUUUGGUCAUUGACAGAGGAAACCAGGCAAUUCGAGAGAUCCAACUCCCUGAGGAUGAUUGUUCCGAACAGUAUGAUGGUAAUCUCAAUUUAGGUAUAGCGGUGCUUGUUGCAGCUGGCUUCUUUGGUUACAUGCUGGCUUUGCUACAACGUAGAGUUGGAGCUAUGUUUUCAUCCCACAGUGAUCCAAGAGCUUCAAUGAAAACCAUACCACAACCACCAUAUCAGAGGCCUCUUAAAUCAGUCAGGCCCCCGAUAAUUCCUACUGAAGAUGAGUAUGAUAAACCAGAAGAGGGUUUGUUUGGUUCCAUAGGGAGGCUUUUCCUCAAUACAGGCACAUCUGUGGUUGAAAUCUUUGGAGGACUAUUUUCGGGUUUUAGGAAAAAGCCACCCCACCAUCAUAUCCAACACCAUUAUCAUCAACCAAAACAUCCAAAUGCUUGGCCUGUGCAAGAGAGCUUUGUGAUUCCAGACGAAGACGAGCCACCAUCAAUAGAACCGAGGGACCCUACUCCAAGAAAAGCCUACCCAUUUAUGACUAAUGAAGUAGAAAAGACCCGCCAUUUCAAGCAAAGCCGGGCCUAUUAUGGUGGAUGGAAUGGUGAUUUUCACCACCAGCAACAGCAACAGCAACAGCAACAGCAGCAGGUGCAGCAACUGCAACAGCAUCAACAGCACCAUCAAAAGCACUACUCAUCCUCCCCUCAGACUUACUAUGAGCAGAACUGUGAGACAAAUGAGAUUGUGUUUGGGGCAGUUCAGGAACAGGAUGGACGGUGCGAAGCUAUGGUAAUCAAGGCUGUUGACUAUGGAGAUCCUAUUUAUAACAAUCAAAAUGUUCGAUCUAGAUAUAACUAUGUGGGUUACUCAUAUGGGUAUUGAUCAUUUGUACCUUCAUAUUAUUAGAUCACUAGGGAGUGUAUAAGCUUUGAAGAUAGGAAUGUGGGAUAUGAAUGUAAUAGCUAUGCAAUGUUACUUUUCAUCUUUUUUCUUUUCUUUCUUUCUUUCAAGAAGAAUGAUGAGUUUCCAAAGU
This is a messenger RNA of Ilex paraguariensis (yerba mate), 1933 nucleotides long. NCBI's taxonomy places the organism in Eukaryota, Viridiplantae, Streptophyta, Magnoliopsida, Aquifoliales, Aquifoliaceae. The record is from the annotation of a GenBank genome assembly.